AUGCAAAGGAAGAAAGCUGAGAACAAAACAAAUAUGGAUGAAGAUCCCCUAACAAAUGUAAGAAUACAUACAAUUCAUCAUGGGCGAAUUGAUGCAAGACCAUUGAUUGAAUGUUUGGAUAUUCAAUCAACAUUCGAAAAACAAAAGAAAAGUAGACUAUUUCACCGAAAUGAAUCGACACGUAGUAUUAAUGAUCAAAUCGAUAGUUCACCGGGAAAAAUUGAAGUUGGUCGUUCAACUAUUGAUAUUUGUGAACCAAUACCUGAACAUUUACAUGCUUUAAGAAAUGCUUUUAAUAAAAUUCUUAAUGAACGUCUAUUAUCGGAAAGUAGCUUCAAACUACGGCACUGUGUUUUUAAUAAAUUACGUCAACUUAUUCUUUCGAAACGAUCAGAUUGUCGAAUAAAUUUAUAUGGCUCUAUGCUAUUUGAAUGUUGUCUGGAAAAACCUGGCACUAUGGAUAUUGAUGUACAAUUUAAACAAGCUCUGCAAUAUGAUACACUUAAAGAAUUACUUGAAAUAAUAACUAGCAGUGAUUUAUGUAAAGAAGCUCGUAUUAAUACGGAUCAUAAACCAUCUUGUAUCGAUUUAGCCCUCAAUGAAGUAAAUAUACGUGUACGAGUAACAUCAGGUUAUAAUCGUGGAAUAAAUUUAUCAAAAUUAAUUCGAAUUUAUACAAGAUUUGAUUCACGUGUUAUUAAAUUACUUCGUUUAUUUCGUAUACUUUCGAAGACAUGCAAUAUAGACAAACCUGAUUUAGGUACACUUCAUCCAGUAGUCUUUCAUAUAAUGGUUAUUCAUUUUCUGCAACAGCUCGAUCCUCCUAUUUUACCGUGUCUUCAUGAAUAUGUGUUUGGAAUUGAUCAUGUACCAAUAACAAUGAAUGAAAAUCGAUAUCCAGAAUUUUUUCGUGUUUCUAAUGAAUAUUCACGUCAAUGGAAAUCAAAAAAUACGACAGAAAUUGAAUUGUUGUUUUUACAAUUACUUUCAUAUUACGUUAAAACAUUUAACACAAAACAAUUUGUUAUUUCAAUACAAACUCGAAUGCCUGUCGUUAAAAUAGAUAAAAAUUGGCAUAGUAAAAAACUACUUGUUGAAGAUCCUAGUGAUGUUAAACGAAGUUUAUGUCAAACAAUGCAAGCUAUACGGUCCAUAAAUUAUUUUCGUGAUACUUUAAAUACUGCCUUGAACUAUUUCGGUCGAAAACAAAAGAAAAUUAAAAAGGUUCAAGUAACUCAAACUUCAAAUGAAAAUACUAAUAAUAAUGAUGAUGAUGAUUUCAUUGAAAUUAUUGCUGAAGAUGAAAAUGAAAUUCCAAUAAUUGAACCAACAAAUGCAUUACAUAAUUCAUAUAAUCUAUUUUAUAAACGUUUACCAUUAACAAUAGUACGUGAUGUAAAUAUUCGGCAAAGCCGCGUACGGGAUUAUUAUAAGAAAACAUUUGAAGCAAAAUUACCGGAACCAAUUAUUAAAUCAGAUUCAUUACUUGAUCAACAAUUUGAAAAUUCAACUGAAAAUGAAAUUGAAGAAGCAUUUCAACAUGAUCUUGAACAUGAUUUUGAAACCAUGGAUGCUUAUGAUGAUGAACAAAAUAUUCUAUUAGAUAGAACUGUAUCAAAUAAUGAUUAUGAUGAAAGUUUAAACAUAGAUUUUGAUGAACUUAAUAUUGAGAAUGAUAUGGGUCAAAAACAAUCAGCAGUUCGGAAGUUAUUUGCACCAACAAAUGAUGAAGAAAAAUCGAAUGAAACAAAUCCAUCAUCAUUAAUCAUAGCCGAUAAUGAACAAGACAAUAUAGUAAAUAAUCAAGUGAUAGAAGUCUAUGAAAAAUUAAAACCAUCAUUUGAAGACAAGAGUGAAAUAAUCAAUGUUGACACUCCUUCAAUUGAAUCAAACAUGAGUGCAAUACAAAAUGAUGUCAAUAAAAAUUCUCUUGCUAGUACCAAUAAUGAUGAUCCAUCAGUAUUUACAUCACCAAUCAAAGAUGACCAAUUACCAUGUAUAGAUAAUCCUUCUUCGGACCUCUUUUAUGAUUUUCAAGCAGAAAAUUUUCAUGCAGAACAGGGUGCUCCAUUCGUCUGUACAAUAUGUAAUAAUGUAGGUCAUUUAAAAUCUGAAUGUCCAGAAUUAAUUGUACCAAACAUGGUUGAUCUACCAGAAAUAAGCGAGGAAUGGAUUCAAAUACUUUCAUCAUUAUGUCAAUAUAUAACUGAACAAUGCAAACCAAGACAUAACGAUAUAGAAAACCGUGAAAGAAUCUUAAUACAAUUGCAAAAACAAUUUGAAAAAGAUUAUCCAGAUUGUAGUUUACAUGCAUUUGGAUCAUUCUAUAAUGGAUUUGGUUUUCGAAAAAGUGAUCUUGAUGUUUGCAUUGUUUUUAAAGAUCAACGAGAAGAACAUACUGAUGAAGCUCUUCAGAUAAUGAAAAGAAUACUUAAAUCAAUGAGAUCAAGUUCAGAUACAUUUGAAAGUGUGCAACCCAUUUUACAUGCUAAAGUACCAAUUAUUCGUUCAAAACAUCGACGGUUACAAAUUGAAAUUGAUAUUAGUUUUCAUAAUAUGCUUGCCAUUGAAAACACACGUUUAUUGAAAGCAUAUGCCGAUAUAGAUCCACGUGUAUCUCAGCUUGGUUAUAUGAUAAAACAUUUAGCGAAAAGCUGUGAUAUAGGCGAUGCAAGUCGUGGUACAUUAUCGAGUUACGCAUAUAUAAUAAUGGUUAUUCAUUUUCUUCAACAAAUUAAACCUUCUGUUUUGCCGGUGCUUCAACAACUUAGUGAUAAUCAAACAACAAAAGAUUCAAUGUACAAAAAAUGUUCAAAAUGGAAUGUUUAUUUUUAUGACAAUCUACAUGAAAUUAAUAAUUUAUGGAAAAAUGAAAACAAAUUAUCAGUUGGUAAAUUAUGGAUUGAAUUUCUCAGGUUUUACACCGAGCAAUUCAAUUAUGAUGAACAUGUUAUAACUAUUCGACAAUUUGAGCCAUUGUUAAAAUAUGAGAAGGGUUGGUUUCGGCAAACAAUUGCUGUUGAAGAUCCCUUUGAAUUAAAUCAUAAUCUAGCCGGUGGUUUGUCUAUUAGAAAUUGGACACUUAUUCGUCGAGUAUUAAUUCGUGCACGACAACAGUUUGGUUUACAAUCAAAAGAUAUCGAUAUUUCUACGCCUGAUUUACAAUCAGUCGAGUCAAUUUUGUUUAAUAUAAAUGAUUUAUGUCUAACAAAUGCUCCAAGGCGAUGUGCUGAAUGUAAAGAACCAUAUCAUAUUCGUAAACGCUGCCCAAAAUUAAUAUCAUUAAUAAGCGAAAAAGAAAAAUUAAAAAGAGUUAUAAUACCAGAACAACAACAGCAAAAGCAACAGCAACACCACCAGCAACAAACAUUAAUAAACCAUCAAUAUGAUUUGUAUUCAAUUAGUUCUGAUAAUAAUAAUAAUAAUCGAUUCCAGACAUAUCCACAAUAUUACUAUUCGGCAAAUGGAUAUCAAUAUCCAAUUCAAGUAGCAUCUAAUCAACGUGUUUGGACACAGCCAUAUUCAAAUCACAGACCAAUAAUUCAUUCAAAUUUUUCCUAUCAAUCAAAUUAUCAACAGCAAUCAGCAAAUAAUUCGAAUCGUCCAUUCUAUUCAAAUAGUCAACGAAGAAAAUGUUUUAUUUGCGGAAGUUCAAAUCAUUUAAAAGCACAAUGUUCUCAGUUUCACUCGAAUACUCUUCAACGAUAG
Messenger RNA from Rotaria socialis, 3708 nucleotides. NCBI's taxonomy places the organism in Eukaryota, Metazoa, Rotifera, Eurotatoria, Philodinida, Philodinidae. The record is from the annotation of a GenBank genome assembly.